This is a messenger RNA of Dermacentor andersoni, 3583 nucleotides long. RefSeq names its product beta-mannosidase-like. The record is from RefSeq and is a predicted model, not a curated record. Gene Ontology annotation, molecular function: beta-mannosidase activity. NCBI's taxonomy places the organism in Eukaryota, Metazoa, Arthropoda, Arachnida, Ixodida, Ixodidae. Gene Ontology annotation, biological process: glycoprotein catabolic process; carbohydrate metabolic process.
CCACAUAAGCUCUUUACAUAAACACACGCGAUAUCGUUCUGCUCCUUCAUACUAGCACAGUGGAAAUAAGAAUGUCCAGAAAAAUUUUCAUCAAGGGCAACGCCUCUGCUUUCAUUUUCUUUGGUUCUGAAAUCAAAUAUAUAUCUUCUUUCUGAAAAAAAAAAACAUUAUUAUCAUAGUGUACUUCCUUGUUCUGUACCUUACUGCAUGCCACUUCAUGUGGACGAAGAAGAAGCAGGAGAAUUCUGUCAAAGAUUGAAGGCCAAUCGCCAUCGUCAGUAGAAGGCGUGUGGAACGCAGGCAAACGGGUGUAAGGUCAGGAACAUAGGCAAAGGGCCAUCGUCACCGUUCAACGAACCCUGGGAUCCGUCGUCAAGGUUCUGCCCCAGCCGGGAUCACGGUAUCCUUCCUAAGAUGUUCUCCACGCUCAGCAGCAAUAUUAACGGGCCAAGGGCACCGUACCUCCUAGGACUCGGUGUCGUGGCAUUUGGAGUGUUUAUUAUGUACUCCAUGAAUGUGUCCGAGAGUAUCGAACUGUCCCUGGGAGGCGAAUGGAUGGUCACCAAUGCCAACAAAUCGAUCUCUGUACCCGGUGACAUUCCUGGAGGAAUCUACACAAUUCUUCAAAGUAAUAACAUCAUCCAGGAGCCGUACCACGAAUUCAAUGACGUGGAGUAUACUUGGGUGGCCAUGGACAACUGGACGUUCUACAGGACCUUUGACGUACCGUCGGGAGUGCUCAAGCGCAAGCGGGUCAACCUAGUGGCGCAUGGUCUAGACACUGCCUGCGACGUCAGGGUCAACGGCGCCCUUCUCAUCUCGUCCACCAACAUGUUCGUGCGUCAUGUGGCAGACGCCAAGCAAGUACUCCAGGAGAAAGACAACAAGAUAUCGGUACAGUGUGAGUCAGCGGUGAACUACGCGCGGCGCCAGCACCAGGCACAAGCUAGCUUCUACCCUGUGUACCCGCUGUGCCCCCCUUCCCACCACCACGGUUACUGCCAUGGCAACCACAUCCGGCGCGUCCAGAGCGGAUUCGGCUCGGAACUGGGACCAGCCUUUCCGUCGCAGGGCAUCUGGAAACCCAUCACCCUUGAAUCGUACGAUGAAGUCCUAAUCCGGGACCUGACAGUCGUCCCCACGGUGGAAAUGCUGGAGAACGGGACUGAACAGUGGUCGCUCAGCGUCACCAUCUACACUGAACUGGCGUCCAGCGAGGCGUGGAACGGUUCGCUCCACUUCAGUUUGGACGGACGUCAGUUGGCCUACUACAAGGACGUCCUUAUUGAAACCACAGCGAACCUUGAAGGGAUGCUCUCGUUUGAUUUCAGCGUUCCUAGGUAUUUUAAAAUAAAGAGGUGGUGGCCUAACGGCUACGGUGAGCAGAAUCUAUACACUCUCAAAGUUGCUAUCGGCGUUGCCGGGACAACGUACACCAAAAGCGCCAGGUUCGGCUUCAGAACGGUGCAACUGGUAGAGGAUCUCCUCGGCAGAAGGAAAAACGGAGCGGAAUUCUACUUCGUGGUCAACGAUGUGCCCAUCUUCGCCAAAGGCAGUACUUGGGUGCCUGCGGACAGCUUCCCCGAAAGGGUGUCACUUGAGCAUAUACAGCACCUCCUGCGCUCUGCUAAGAUGGCCCACAUGAACAUGCUCCGCGUGUGGGGAGGCGGGUACUACGAGUCGGACGAAUUCUACGACCUUGCCGACGAGCUGGGCAUCAUGGUGUGGCAGGAGAUGAUGUUCGCAACCAGCCUUUAUCCUGCACACAACAAAUUCCUUGCUGACGUCACUGUUGAAGUCAAGCAGCAGGUUCGUCGUUUACAGCGGCAUCCAUCGAUUGUCUUGUGGGCCGGAAACUACGAGAUUGAGCAAGGAAUUGCUUACAAAUGGUGGCCGGAGAUGCUUCUCCGCGAGAUCCGUCACAAACUCGACUACCGCCUGCUUUUCAUCGACACCAUCGAGAAGAUAGUGAAGGUGGAGGAUGGCUCACGACCUUACAUCCUGUCGAGUCCAACCAACGGAAACGCCAGCUUCACGGAAGAAGGCAUCGGCUUGAACCCUAACACCAGGCGCUAUGGCGACGUUCACCACUUCAACUAUCACGACGACGGUUGGGUCCACCAGAACUACCCAUUAGCUCGCUUCGUGUCGGCGUACGGCUUCACGUCUUACCCUUCGCGGGAGUUGAUGGAAAAGUUCACCGACUCUCAAGACGCGAUUGCGCCAGAGUCAAAAUUUCUGAAGCACCGCGAUCGCAGAACUGGAGGAGGAGAAGAGGCUUCACGUCACUUCCACAAACACUUCCGUUUCCAGAUGCAAUCUGGGGUAAAGGGCUACGAUAUGACCUCAUACAUAACCCAGCUGGAGCAAGCCGAGUCUGUGCGCGUAGCCACCGAGUACUUUCGCCGGAACAGGGCCCGCAUGGAAAACAACUACGGCCACACUAUGGGCGCCAUGUAUUGGCACCUGAACGACAUGUGGCCCGGUCCCAGCUGGUCCUCUAUUGAAUACGGUGGCCGUUGGAAGAUGCUGCACUACUUCGCGCGAAAGUUCUUCAGUCCCGUGCUAGUGUCGGGUUUCCUCGAGUGGAAGUACCUGACGGCCACGCUUAAAGUCUGGGUCGUCAACGACCUGCGCCGCAAUCUCGGACCAGUAACGCUCUCCAUCAAGCAGUACGCUUGGACGCAGUUCGAAGCUGUCAAGGAGGACAUUGUUGAAAUCGAGGACGUGGCGAGCGGGUCGGCGACGCAAGUGUUCGAGAGCAAGCUCAAGCCGAUGAUCAACGAGAGCGUGUGCGACGACGAGCGCUGCUUCCUGUGGUGCACGCUUCGGGACAGCAAGGGUGGCCUGCUGGCUCCCGAGUCGUUCGUCUGGCCCUCCACGCCUUACCUGUCCAAGCACCGGAGACCGGCGGUCUCGAUCGUAUCCAUCUCGCCUCCCAGACUGAGCGCUAUGCGUACUCAGAAGGUGUUCAAGGUGCACUUGAGAGCGAAGAGGAUUGCCUUGUACGUUUGGCUGGAAGUGCCCGGCGUUCAGGGUCACUUCAUGAAGAACGGCUUCAUUAUGAAGGACCGCAACAUGGUUGUAGAUUUCAGAACGACCGAUAACGUGAGCGCCGGAAGACUUCAGGAGAUCAUGAACGUAACCUCGCUCACAGACUACACAAGACUGUCCCGCUGAAAGGAGGCUCUGCAAAUUACCACCGAAUGAGGGAGGUUGCUGCGCUGUGUGUGUGUGUUUCGUGCGCGUCGAGGACUGCCGGACACCACUGCGUUCCAAGCAGCCAGGGAAAAGCUCAGCGAGACAUUUUGUGAACACACUGUAGCAAACUGCACUAACGUAACAGUGUGGACUGCACGCUUCAAGACUGCUUGAGGAAGAGCGCUUUCCUUUGUUGUUUAUUGUUACAGUUGUUGUUUGUUUUACAGUUUUAGUUUCUCAUGUUUAGCCGUUUGUCUGAGUUUUGACAAUGCGAGUGGAUGGAUUUUUUUUUAAGGAAAAGAACAUUGGGAAGCUUGUUUGUUUAUCUUUUUUUUUUCUGCUUGCCUCAUUGUGAAGGAGUGAAACACUUUAUUUCUUGCUA